Messenger RNA from Aspergillus oryzae RIB40, 1464 nucleotides. RefSeq lists its product as uncharacterized. Gene Ontology annotation, cellular component: membrane. The coding region runs from base 1 to 1464 and encodes 487 amino acids. Gene Ontology annotation, molecular function: transmembrane transporter activity. The record is from RefSeq and is a predicted model, not a curated record. Gene Ontology annotation, biological process: transmembrane transport. Lineage: Eukaryota; Fungi; Ascomycota; Eurotiomycetes; Eurotiales; Aspergillaceae. The transcript is spliced from 5 exons.
AUGUCGUAUCCGAUUGAAAAGGCAACCCCCACCACCGACUCUCCGCAAGAGACGUCGGAUGUGGAAAGAUGCAAGUCAAACGAAAAGAACUCAGAACAGUCUCAACAGCCUACCGCAGAGAGACAAAAAUGGUACCAAUGGUUUGCGCCGACAGAUACUCCAGCCGAGCGUCGUCUGAUUCUCAAGCUGGACGGCCUGAUCAUCGUCUUCCUCUUUCUGGCCCAUUGGGCGAAGGUGCUGGAUUCGUCGGCGACGAGCACUGCCUAUGUGAGCGGUAUGAAAGAGGAUCUAAAGCUGUAUGGGAAUCAGCUUAAUUAUCUCAAUACGGUGUAUAUGGUUGGAUUCAUCACGAUGCAGAUUCCUCUGACAUUGGCGAUGACCCGCUGCCCGGUGAACUAUUUCCUCCCGGCUGCAGAUCUAUUGUGGGGUGUUUUUACUCUGGCACAAUACAAGGCCAGCACCGUGACCCAGCUUUAUGCACUGCGAUUCUUCGUCGGAGCCCUUGGUGGUUUCUUUUUUCCUGCUGUUCAAUGGUAUCUGGGCAGUUGGUAUAAGAGGUCUGAGCUUGCGCGUCGUGGAGCGAUCUUCUUCAUUGCUAGCCAGGUGGGCAGUAUGAGCUCGGGUUAUAUUCAAGCCGGUGCCUAUGCACGACUGGAUGGUCGGUAUGGGAUUGAAGGAUGGAGAUGGCUAUACAUCAUCUGCUUUGCCUGUACUAUUCCCAUCGCCUUCCUCGGUCUGUGCCUACUCCCCAGUACGCCAGACCGAUGCAACUCACGUUAUCUCACCCAGGAUGAGAUUCGCUUAGCACAAGAGCGCAUGGCCGCCGAACACCGCGAGCCCCGUCAACCAUUUACUAUUCCCAGAAUCAUCACCAUUCUCAAAGGGUGGCGCAUUUGGAUCCUCGUCGGGUUCGCCUUCUUCUUCUCUCAAGCUGACGGGGUCUCCUCGAAUAGCGGCCUGUCCCUCUGGCUCAAAGCAGAGAAUUAUUCCGUCGAAUCCAUCAACACCAUCACCACCGUGUCGCCAGCCGUCACUAUUGUCGCCUCGAUUGUGUGCGGCGUGAUAUCCGAUAUCUACGACGCCAAGGUCUCGUUGAUCGCUAUCACUGCGCUUCUUAAUAUCUUUGCCUGCCUGGUGCUUGCGAUAUGGAAGGUUCCGGUAGGGCUGAAAUUCUUCGCCUUCUUUCUGUCAGGCACGGCGGACGGUAUUGCGGCCAUCAUCUAUGCGUGGGCGAACGAGAUCUGUGCGCGCAGUGCAGAGGAGCGGGCCUUGGUUAUUAGUGCCAUGAAUACUAUUGGGAAUACGUUUGGCGCUUGGAUUCCUCUUUUUGUAUGGAAGACGGUUGAUGCGCCUCGAUAUUUAAUUGGGUAUAACUGGAAUCUGGCACUGGAUGUCUGCAUGUUGAUCAUGCUGUUCGUGCUACGGUAUUUCUGGGUGAGGGAGCAAAGGAGGGAUAGGGCAUGA